GGGGGAGUCCAUAAUCAUCAUCAAAGAGUUGGUUCAAACAGCGUUGCAAGCACGGAACGACCUGCAGUGCAUUUUACACCCACACUAGAUCAUCCGUCCAUGCUUCAUCAAGCACAGGUGCCAUUACCACAGAAACGGCAAUUGUCUGGUUCCAUCUUCCACCAAGCAUCAAAGACUGAAGCAUCACAUUCCCCCUCCCGUCUUUAAAGAUGCUGCUUACCUCACCCGAUCCUGCAGACCUCACACUCAUCGGCUCUUUCCUCCUAGCCGCUUGUCUCACUUACUGCUGCUGGUCACCUCCAAAUCCCAACCCUUCAGGCCCUAACGCAGCCCUCCCAGAAGACCAUCUUGGAAUCAACCAUGGAGGCAUCCAAGUCAAGCGUUUCGUCACUCUCUCGCUCUGGACACUGCACAUCCUCGUCACCGUCGCCUAUGCCGACGCUCCCGCAAUCCUCUGCCCCAACUCAGACAAUCUGUCAAGAGCCCUGUUUACAUGGUCACCUUAUACAAUUGUUGUGCUGAUGAGUAUUGUCAUCGCGGCACCAGUUAGAUUACUUGCGUUCAGACAGUUGGGAGAGAACUUCACAUUCAGACUCGCCAAGCCGAAAGUGUUGGUGAAGACUGGGUUGUAUGCUUAUGUACAACAUCCAAGCUAUCCCACAAAUUGGCUUAUUCUCACAUCCAAUGUUGCGUUGCUCCUGAGGCUAGACGGUAUUUUGGGUUGUCUGUUGCCAAGCUGCGUGGUCAGAUGGGGAAUGUGGAGUGGUGGACUCAGGGUGUGGCCAACGCUAUUGGUCAUAAUGGGGGUAUUUGGACUUUUUGGAGUCGGGAUUAGGGUUAAAGAUGAGGAGGCGAUGUUGAAGAGGGAGUUUGGAAGAGAGUGGGAGAAGUACCAUCGCAAGACGAAGAGAUUUAUUCCGGGAAUAUUUUGAUCGGAGAGUCAACGGAAAUAGAAAGCCCUCGAGACAACAAUCCAGCGUAUAAGUUAUUAUUACAGAAUGCCGCACUGUGUAGAUUAUCUUGAUAAAAGACCUGAGGCGAUAAUUGGUGCACAAGGUCUUAAGGAGACCAUACACCGUCGAAAUGAAACGCCGCCUCAAAAUCGGCAUUACGCCCACCAAUCUGAAAUUUGGGAUGCACGAUCACCACCUCAAUGCCCAUCUCCUUCCCAUCAGCAACCAACUCCUCCU
Molecule: messenger RNA, 1190 nt
Organism: Hyaloscypha bicolor E
Lineage: Eukaryota; Fungi; Ascomycota; Leotiomycetes; Helotiales; Hyaloscyphaceae
Exons: 2
Coding region: 210-932 (240 amino acids)
Biological process (GO): C-terminal protein methylation
Cellular component (GO): membrane; endoplasmic reticulum
Molecular function (GO): protein C-terminal S-isoprenylcysteine carboxyl O-methyltransferase activity
Source: RefSeq, a predicted model, not a curated record